AUGUCUACCGGUGCGUCUACACCGUCCGUGGAAAUAUCACCAAACUCUUCAGUAACGUCAAUAGAAAAUUUCGAGAAGGAAGAACCACGACGGUGUAAUAACAAUAAUGAUAGUCCAAGUGGAAUUCCUCCACAACAAUUUCAGUCUCAGUCACCACCACAGCCACUUGUAAAAGAACAACCGGUCGACCAACAACAACGUUCGUCUCCUCCAAAAAAACCUUCUCAUGCUAAAAAGUUAGUAGAUAAGUUUGCCACAUUUUCCCCGAUGAGGAAUAAAGGAUCCGAUCGAAAAUUAAUAGUAGAAACUGCUUAUAGCAACUAUAACGUAAAGAAAGAGUCUGACCAACGGCCGAAAGUGGUCGACCAGAAAACUCAAAAGAAGAAAAAGCGUAUCACCGAAGGAAUGUCAAAAGCUGAUAUAUUUGCUGCAAGUGUGGCUAGUGCUGUUGAUGCUGCUGAUGGCGCUGAUGAAGAGGAGGUAUAUUAUACCUAUGGUACUAGUAAUUCUCGUACUCCCUCUUUGACUAGUCUAAAUGGCAUGGCUGCUCCCUUAUCAAAUCCAAAUUUCUUACAAGACAAUCAUAACCUUGCCCAACAAUUCCAAAUCCCACCUAAUAUAUAUCAUUUUUCUACUCCUACCCCUUAUCGCACAUAUAACACUUUUCCUCAUCGUUCUCAUUUUCCUACUGGAUUUUAUAAUAACACUCCGGCUCCGGAAUCUGUUGAUAUAAUGCCUAAUCAUUUAAAAAAUGAUUCCCCAAAUGAUAAAAGUAGUAAUAAGCCAACCGGUGUAAUGCGUUCUUCAUUACCCGAUAUGUCUCAAUAUGUACAAGACGUAACAAUCAAAGACAUAACGAAUGUUCUUGCUGCUGAUAAAGAAUUAAUGUUUGAUAUUCAAGUAAAAGGUCGUAAUUUCGGUUUAUUGGAUGUAGAAAUUAUCGAUACCGAUCUUAACGUAUUUGCAACUCCUAUUCCUUCUGGAAUUCCUGGAAUUCCUGGUGGUCCUGGAAGUCAUUGGGAUGAUGAUAUUACGACAAAUCCUUUAUCUAUUCAUGAAUCGGCUCCUAAUGAAUUUUUGGGUACUAUACUGGUUUUUGAUGAACCUUUGAUCUUUCCUUCAGGAAUUAAUCGUACUGGUGUGAUUAGUAAUCCUACUGGUCAAGUUAGAUUGAAAAAUCCUGGUGGUGAUGAUAAAGCAAGUCAAGAGCGAUG
Molecule: messenger RNA, 1214 nt
Organism: Racocetra persica
Lineage: Eukaryota; Fungi; Glomeromycota; Glomeromycetes; Diversisporales; Gigasporaceae
Source: the annotation of a GenBank genome assembly